ACCAACACAACACAAAAAGCAAAUAUGAAAGGAGCAACUGUAGCAAUGUUGGCAAUGAUAGCCAUGGCUCUACUCAUGGUGCACCAAACAGAAGCCAUUAGUUGCGGUGACCUUGCUAACAUGAUCAGCCCAUGUUUAGGGUACCUGCAAUCAGGAGGUUCACCGACGAAGCAAUGUUGUGAUGGCGCCAGGAAGGUUCAGGGUGCCACUCACAGCCAAGCUGACAGGCGAACAGCUUGCAAUUGUGCCAAAAGCGCCGCCGGACAGUUCAAAGUUAGACAGGAUACCGCCUCUAAUCUGCCGGGCAAGUGUGGUAUCUCCACCUCCAUUCCCAUCAACCCAAACGUCGACUGUAACAGCAUUCCUUGAGGUGGUGGUUACAUGAAUAAUAAAUAAUGGAGGAGCUACGACGUGGUGUGCAUGGUGUAUCGCCGCCGGAAUAAAUAAACGUGUAGUUGUUUCUUUGUUUUGUUUUAUAUGUUGUCUUGAGUCUGGUAUUGUAUGUAAGUUGUGCCUACAGUGGUUAGGCUAG
Messenger RNA from Lactuca virosa, 532 nucleotides. The record is from the annotation of a GenBank genome assembly. Lineage: Eukaryota; Viridiplantae; Streptophyta; Magnoliopsida; Asterales; Asteraceae.